Prunus dulcis (almond) is the source of this 4036-nucleotide messenger RNA. RefSeq names its product cyclin-dependent kinase G-2. Gene Ontology annotation, cellular component: nucleus. Bases 520 to 2562 code for a protein of 680 amino acids. NCBI's taxonomy places the organism in Eukaryota, Viridiplantae, Streptophyta, Magnoliopsida, Rosales, Rosaceae. The transcript has 10 exons. Gene Ontology annotation, molecular function: ATP binding; cyclin-dependent protein serine/threonine kinase activity. The record is from RefSeq and is a predicted model, not a curated record. Gene Ontology annotation, biological process: regulation of mitotic cell cycle; protein phosphorylation.
CCAAAAUUUCGCGAACCCAAAAGCCCAAUCCGAUCUCAAACACGCGCAGUCUUUCCCUCUCCGUCUUCGUUCGAGGGCUUUCUUUCGCUUACAAUCGGCGCUCGCCGCCUCUCUCUCUCUCUGUCUCGCGUACCUUUUAGCAGUAUCAACCAAUCUAUUUCAAACCCUAAUUCCCACAGCUAUACCUAUAUUUUUCAAUUUCUUGUUUCAAUUUCUAGGGUUUCAUUUCCCAAUUUUAAUCGAAUAAUCUCCGAAGCUGCAUAGCUCGUGAAUCGAAGAAGUGCAUGUUAGUCUCUACUGCUUUCUUGUUUUAAUCUCGUUUUGUUUUUAGAUCUGAGUCUGUUUGGACUUAGGGUUACGUAUUGAUUUUCGUCGUAAGUUUGUAACUUUGCAAUUGAAAUAUUGGGGAAUUAGUCGGGCUGAUUUUGUGGGGGUUUAGUGUUAGGGUUUUAUAGCUGACUUGAAUUGGGAUAAGGACUCCCUAUUCUGUGGUUCUCUAGAGCUCGGAUAUAUAAAUAUAUGGCCACUGGAAGACAUGGGGGUUAUCGCGAUAAUGAGUUCAGGGACCGGGAGUCCAAUUUUGAUUUGCCAAGGAGGGAUUUCGCUACAGCUAAGGAGGACUACGAACGGAUGAGGAACGGAAAUCGUGAUGGUGAAAGGGGUCAAGGUAGGGAUUUGAGAGAUAGAAUUAGGGUUAGGCAGAAGGAUAUAAAGGAGAGGAAUGGUGGGUAUCGCUCCUCUUCGAGCAGCAGCGGUGGUGGGGCUGGUAGUCGUGGGCCUAAGCAAAGUGGGUUUUCUGUUAGGGCCUUGGACAGGGAACCUGGUGAAUUGUCGAGUGAGAGUGGGUCUGAUGAUGCUAUUGAAUCUGUAUCGCAGGUCAGAGAAACUGUGGUUUCAAAGGUCGUAGAGAAUGGAACUGAGUCUCCGAAAGAGAGGAAAAGGAAGUAUUCGCCCAUUGUCUGGGAUAGAGAUGACAACAAAGGAAUGAGUAAUUCGUCAAAAACUAGGAUUACCACUGCGCUGACAGCUCUUCCUCCUCCACCGCCGCCGUCUAGGGUAUUUCAUCAGUCUCCUAAUGUUAUUUCAGAUAGCAGUUUACAAAUAUCUUCAGCUAAAAUUGUUGAGGUCGAGAAUUUACAGUCUUCUUCUCCAGUUAAGCCACCUGUGGAACAUGGGUCUGUUAGCAAUGGUGUAUUGGAGUCUCCAGUGGGGCUAUCUUCACAAAGUCAGCAAUGGGGUGAUGAUCAUGAAGCAGAGCAGCUAGAAGAUGAAGAAUAUGCCCCGACCCGGAAUAUAUCAUCUUCAAGAUGGGCAGCGGGAAAUAAUUCUCCUGGUGAUGAAGGAGAAAUUUCAGGGAACGAGCAAAUGCCUAAAAGGAGGAAGAAAAUUCCGCUUGUAGGGUCAGUAGAAGAUGGAGUACGCAACAAUUCGUUGACACCUGAGUCUGGGGAGCUUAAGAGAGAUGGGUCUGAACUAGUCAGAGCGAGGUCAUCCGAAUCUGAAGAACAGGAUGCCCAUACUAGGUCUUCCAGUAGGAAUGAUUACCCUGAUAAUGACUCAGAGAGGGAUGACUACAUGGAUACUGACAAGGAAUAUGGUAAUAAUGACUCUAGUGUUAGUCAGUCAGAUACAGAUUCUGAGGAUAACAAUAACUCUCGUGAGACCUCAGAACCUGCAGCUCCUCCACAAAGAAGCGUAAACAUGCUUCAGGGUUGUAGAAGUGUUGACGAGUUUGAGAGACUAAACAAGAUAGAUGAAGGCACUUAUGGUGUUGUAUAUAGAGCCAUGGAUAAGAAAACUGGAGAAAUUGUGGCCUUGAAGAAGGUAAAGAUGGAGAAGGAAAGAGAAGGUUUUCCAUUGACUUCUCUUAGGGAAAUAAACAUUCUUCUUUCUUUUCAUCACCCAUCAAUUGUCGAUGUGAAGGAAGUGGUGGUGGGGAGUAACCUUGAUAGUAUUUUUAUGGUGAUGGAGUACAUGGAACAUGAUCUUAAAGCACUAAUGGAGACGAAGAAGGAGCCAUUCAGUCAGAGUGAAGUUAAAUGCCUUAUGCUCCAGUUAUUGGAAGGUGUCAAAUAUCUUCAUGAUAAUUGGGUGCUUCAUCGAGAUUUGAAGACAUCGAACCUGCUUUUGAAUAAUUGUGGUGAGUUGAAAAUAUGUGACUUUGGAUUGUCUCGUCAGUAUGGGAGUCCUUUGAAACCGUAUACUCAUUUGGUGGUUACUCUUUGGUACAGGGCACCUGAACUCCUGUUGGGAGCAAAAGAAUAUUCAACGGCAAUCGAUAUGUGGUCACUUGGUUGUAUAAUGGCUGAACUAUUAUCGAAGGAACCACUUUUCAAUGGGAAAACGGAAUUUGAUCAACUUGACAAGAUUUUUAGAAUCCUUGGCACACCAAAUGAGACUAUCUGGCCUGGAUAUUCCAAGCUUCCUGGAGUCAAGGUCAACUUUGUUAAGCACCCGCUUCCAGCUUUGGGUGAUUCUGGUAUAACCUUUUGCGCAAGAAGUUCCCAGCUACAUCAUUUACUGGAUCUCCAGUUCUUUCUGAUGCUGGAUUCAAUUUGUUGAACAAGCUUUUAACUUAUGACCCUGAGGAGAGAAUUACAGCUGCAGAUGCUCUGAAUCAUGAGUGGUUUCGUGAAGUUCCUCUUCCCAAAUCGAAGGAGUUCAUGCCCACAUUUCCUGCUCAUCAUGCUCAAGACAGGCGCACACGGAGAAUAUUGAAGAGUCCUGAUCCCUUGGAAGAGCAACGUAGAAAGGAAUUGCAGCAAGGGGAAAUAGGAACUGGUGGUGUGUUUGGCUAGUAGAAAUGAAUCGGUGAUCAGUGGCCUUGAUACGCAAUUGGACAUGGCUGAGGUGAGAGACAUGCAUUGAACGGAAGUUGCAAACAUUCUAUGUCAGACGAUCAUAUGUGCUCUUUUUUAGCAGGCACUUCUUUGUGAUUUGGGCGGAGAUUUGUAUUUUUUUUAUGGCUCCUGUCAACCAGAUUUGUUGCAGGUUAACUUUGUUCUUCAUCUUUGAUCAUCGUAUAGAAUUGCAUCUAUGACACUGCUUUCACUGCGAGGUGUGGCAUAAUUGCCUUUUCUUUUAAAAAGAGAAUCAGUUUCAGCUGAAACUUGUGUAUGUAACAUAUUUUCCUGGGUACAUUGUAAACAGUUCUCCUUUGGUUUGCAAUAUUAGCACUGUCAAUUAUAUUAGAACAUAUUUAAUAUUCACAUUGUGUUUGCAAGAGACGGUUGGUGUGGAGUGGAGGGGGCGUUCUUUGCUUUUCGUUGACGAAGAAUUUGACAAUUACCAUAUUAUUUUUUAAAGUAUCAAAGCAAGCAGGUUGAGGAGGUUUCCUGCACUUCCAGGAAUUUAUAAAACUUCAAUUAGUUGUUCCUACAGGCUCACUAGAGAAGAAUGUUUUAAGAAAUGCAUUAAAGGGAGAAAAAAAAAAAACUCUGGUCUCAGUUCCUGGACAGUUCACAUUCUAAAGUUGACAAAAUGGCAGGCAUGGCUGGAGUGGGAUGGGUUGCUUGGAGAUGGAAUAUAGUAGAGUGUCAGCUUCCCAUUCACUUAACCAAAUAGAAUCCGAGAAGAUUCAGUAAGCCUAGGUGGGAUAUAGAAAAUACUUUGCCAUAUGCUUUGUGCAGGUGGUGACUGAUGAUAUUCUACCAGCACACUUUUGACGUUAAGGUGGUGGUACAAAUGUGAGUUAAAGGAGGUUGCUGAUGGCUGAUGAAUUGUCCCAAACAUCUAACGAUCCGCCUACGUGCGACUAAAUUCUGUUCCAUGUACUUUAAAAUGUCAGGUUUCAUUUGCACACUGCAGUAAUGUAUUGGUCAUGUAAUUUGUCUCGGUCCAUUCCAGAUAUUUUAUGGUUGAUUUCUAUGCUGUAUUCUGUGUCAAGCGGCAAUGAAACCUUGUUAGCCCGUGCCAAUGACUCAUGUUCUUGUACAUCCAUGAUAACACUGGCUGAUUUGGGAAAGUAGCACUGAGAUAUUUUCAUUCUGACAUUGUUGGAAAGUAACAAUAGAUUAGGACAUUUAAGUUUUUCUCA